Molecule: messenger RNA, 1560 nt
Organism: Histoplasma mississippiense
Lineage: Eukaryota; Fungi; Ascomycota; Eurotiomycetes; Onygenales; Ajellomycetaceae
Exons: 3
Coding region: 1-1560 (519 amino acids)
Biological process (GO): lipid metabolic process
Source: RefSeq, a predicted model, not a curated record
AUGGGUAGGGUUCCUUUCAUUGGGAGGCUGUUCUGGAACGAGUAUCUGGCUCUGUUCAGCUCUCUAGUAUUAAUCUCCAUCGAAGUGCUAUUGCAUAUCGUAACACUCUGUCUUCCUCAACCAAUCAUACAAUUUUGUUAUCGGCAAUCUAAAGUCCUAUUCAAGGCUCUAGCUUCACCACAAGAACGCCGAAUACGGGCACUGCAAACUUUAACCUCAGGGAAAAUAGCAUCCGCUUCAGACUUUCUACAAUUGUGCGCUCUCUGGGGCUACGAAGCGGAAGAGCAUGUCGUACAGACAGGCGAUGGCUAUCUUCUUUGCCUUCACAGGCUGCCGCGGAAGAAAGGUGAAGAUUUCUUCGGAAUGAACGCUGGCAAAGGGGCCCGACAGAAGCCAGUGGUUUAUCUUCACCAUGGGUUGCUCAUGAAUAGCGAAGUGUGGGUCUGUUUGACAAACGAAGAGCGUUGCCUCCCUUUCCAGCUCGUCGAGAAAGGAUAUGAUGUGUGGCUGGGGAAUAAUAGAGGGAACAAGUAUUCGAAGAAGUCUAUCUUUCACUCCCCGUCAUCGACAGCAUUCUGGGAUUUCUCCAUAGACCAAUUCGCCUUCCACGAUAUCCCCGACAGCAUCGAAUACAUAUUAUCAGUCACUUCUCAAAAAUCAUUAUCCUAUAUAGGAUUCUCUCAAGGCACUGCACAAGCAUUCGCUACGCUGUCUAUCCACCCGACACUUAACCAAAAAAUCAACUUAUUCAUAGCACUGGCACCGGCAAUGUCCCCAGCGGGACUUUCCAAUGGAGUCGUCGAUGCUCUCAUGAAAGCAUCUCCUAAUGUCCUCUUCUUAGCUUUUGGCCGUCGAAGCAUCCUUAGCUCCACACCAAUGUGGCAAACAAUCCUUUACCCACCUAUCUUCGUCCGCAUCAUCGACAUAUCUCUCUCAUUCCUGUUCAAUUGGAGCAGCGUCAACAUCAACAGCGAUCAAAAGCUUGCGGCAUAUCCACAUCUCUUCUCCUUCACAAGCACAAAGUCCGUUGUACAUUGGUUCCAGAUCAUCCGCAAUAAGAGCUUCCAGAUGUAUGAUGAUGAUGCAGGGCCCUUGGUGAACAUCAAUAAUAACAGCCGCUACUACAAGCCCGCCAAAUUCCCCACAAAAAAUAUCAAAACACCAAUUGUCCUCGUUUACGGGGGGCGGGAUAGUCUAGUGGACAUCGAUGUGAUGCUUGGGGAACUACCGAAUCAUACCCUUGCGACAUCAAUUCCCCAUUACGAGCACCUUGAUUUCCUCUGGGCAAGAGACGUUGCUGAUCAGGUGUUCCCGCACAUCUUCGAUGCCUUGAGAUCACAUGGCUUACACCACACGGGCGUGUCAGAAAAAAAACAAAAUUAUCCCUUGAAGGAAAGUGAUAGCAACAUUCCUCAUGGCCAGAACGAGAAUAAAAUUCCAGUCGAUAAUACUCUAUCCCUGUGUAUACUUAACGAGGCCAAAUUUCCCAGACCAGCGAAUCACUUGCAUGCACGAUCGCCAGAUCUACCCUCUUAUUCUGAAGAUGAAAGGUUGAGAUGA